AUCCUAAUAUGCACAAACGCACCGACACCGAUGAAAUCGUGGGAAAACAUGUCUUGCGUCGCCUAGAGCUUUGUCAUCGCAUUGGAAACGGUGCACAUGGCAUGGUAUGGAAAGCUAUAGAGAAACGUACCCGGCGAGCUGUUGCCGUGAAGAAAUGCUUCAAUGUACUGAGCCGAGUCAGAGAUGCACAGCAAAUGUACCGCGAGAUAAUGUACCUGCAUCGGCUAACUGGCCACGACAACAUUAUCAAUAUGCAGCAUGUGAUUCUGGCGGGUAACGGGCAAGAUAUGUACAUUACAUUUGAGUACAUGCAAACUGACAUGUACGCGGUCAUUCGAGCGGCGAUCUUGACACCAAUUCAUACAAAGUAUAUAGUAUAUCAACUUCUAAAGGCGCUCAAGUUUAUUCACAGCGCGGGUGUGGUGCAUCGAGAUAUAAAACCAUCAAAUCUACUUUUAAAUGACGACUGCCACUUAAAGGUCUGCGACUUUAGUCUCGCGCGCACUUUGGAUCUAGACCAACUCGCUACAGAAGCUCCACUUACAGGUUAUGUAGGGACUAGGUGGUAUCGGGCAAUUGAACUGUUACUAGGAAGUACGCACUACACGGUUGCUAUAGACGUGUGGGCGGUCGGAUGCGUCUAUGCGGAGAUGCUUUUGGGUCGACCGGUAUUUCCGGGUGCAUCAACGACAGGCCAAAUCGUAAAAAUACUGGAACUGAUUGGCAGGCCCAGUAUCCAAGAAAUAGAGUCAGUUAAUUCUGCUUAUGCUUCGACUCUACUUGAUAUGCUUCCAAUUGUUAGACCAGUGUCGUUUGUAGAAAUGUUUCCAAAUGUUAGCGCUGAAGCCCUUAAUUUCCUAAGUCAGUGCUUAUGUUAUAAUCCAAAGAGAGGUAAUCGUUGUUCUGUGAUAGACGGCUUGAGACAUCCCCUGGUUGCUGAAUUUCAUGAUGCUGAUGACGAACCCUCAUCGACUAAGAUAUGUCUUGGGCUUAACGACAAACAACUCUUUAGAGCAAUCGAGUACCAACGAGCUAUAUGUGAUGCUGUUUCGAAACGAAAGCUCACUGCGCGUAAGUUAGAACGUGCACUUAUGGCAAAUCCAGCUAGGACCAUCCUGAUGGAAAAUGAAGAAACACUACCCGAGCCAUUCUAAUGCAAUAGAUUAGUUUCAAGCUGUCAUUUGGUGCCGCAUCAUCGGUUAAUUCCACUAUGCUCCCGUCCAGAUCAAAAGUCAGAGAGUCAUCGACGCACACAUUCCGCGAAAUAGUGCGAAAUAGCGAGCUGCUGUUAAGAGCAAAUUGGCGCUCUCAUCCAGGUCUCGUGCCUAAUGCAGUGGUCCAUAAUUUUUUUUUGGUCGGCUGAAUAGCGAAUGGGGAGGCACUGCCCCGACGUGUUGCCCCAGGUUGGCAAGGUCUACCGACAAGCUCUAAAGUUGCUUCAUAUUCGGCCUAAGGGCGGCGACUUCUAGUCGACUCUACCACAGAUACAACUCGGACUUCUCUAUAAACCCCUACGGAUCUUGAAUGAACUUCCUGGCGUUAUUGUGGGCCGCGCCAAUGCCUGACUUUUUUUCUUCGUGUUCGUGUGAUACAAGUGUACCGAGACAUGCGCACACGAGUCAUGCGCACACGAGUCAUGGAGUCGUUUCGAUGCCACCCCGCAACCCAUCAACACGUUUACCAUCGCUCAGUCGCUUUAGCCCACAGACUGGCGUUGCGACGUGCUUCGUCGCCGCUGCACUGGCAAACUCUUCUUUUGUCCAAGUAUGAUCGAGAAAAUUCCGGGCUCAUACGAGCGCCCGGAAGCAAGGGACGGCCAAGUCAUGCCGUUUUGUGGGCGCCCCUGCGAGAUUAUAUAAUCGCCUGACGUGCAGAGACCUUCAUAGCUUGGCCUCUGACCUCGGCCCUCGUUCUGACCAAGAACCUUACCGACGCUGGAGGCAAUUUCGCUAGCGUGUAAUUCUAUAACAUCAGUGCCGUCGUACUUGAAUCAGCAGCUUCCGAGUCAAGUUGGUCCUUGGGCCGGACCGAUAGUAUACGACAUACCCAAGGCGGUU
Molecule: messenger RNA, 2057 nt
Organism: Pelagomonas calceolata
Lineage: Eukaryota; Pelagophyceae; Pelagomonadales; Pelagomonadaceae
Source: the annotation of a GenBank genome assembly